This is a messenger RNA of Pocillopora verrucosa, 1016 nucleotides long. Its product is annotated as large ribosomal subunit protein mL52-like. Gene Ontology annotation, molecular function: structural constituent of ribosome. Lineage: Eukaryota; Metazoa; Cnidaria; Anthozoa; Scleractinia; Pocilloporidae. The record is from RefSeq and is a predicted model, not a curated record. Gene Ontology annotation, biological process: mitochondrial translation. Gene Ontology annotation, cellular component: mitochondrial large ribosomal subunit.
CUAUGAGAACGCUCAAUCAAAGAUGGCGGCCUUAAUUCGAAAUCGAAUUGCAGUGUUGACAAGACCAUCAGCGAUGUCUAUGAAUUGCAUUAGACAUUGGAGUACUUUUCCAACACUUCAUGCAGGGCAAAAAAUGAGAUUGAGCCGAGGUCAAGCACGCGAUGGAAUAGCUUAUGGACCUCUCACUGACCUACCAGACUGGAGUUUUGCAGAUGGGACCCCAGCACCAGAGACAAAAAGAAGAAGAACAAGAAGGUUGAAAAGAAUGGAUGUGGCCCAUCAAAUCUUAACGUAUUUGAAUGAGGUGGAGAGAGCAGGGGAAGCAAGAGAUGAAGAUGGAAAUGUUCUGGAUUCCACAAAACUGCCAAAGAAAGAGCAAGAGAUCAGUUGAUGAGCGAAUUCUGGUUCACAAACAUUACCAAGCUGCAAUUAAAAUGGAAAGAAUAGCCGUUUAGGAAAAACGAUUCAUCCUUCUGAAGGAAAUGCAUUCAUUUCUUAUUCAAAGCUAGCAGAACAAAGAUUAGCAGCUAGGUUUAUCCUAAUUUAAGCCUAGUUCUACUUUAACCCAUGAACUCCAGAGAUCUGAUUGUUAAUUCUCCCCUUCAGCCACUUACACAUUUCCUCAUAAAUUAAUUAUGAGAAUUUGGUGUUAGAUCAAGAUAACAACUUCUACCGGAUAAGUUUGAGUAUUCUCUUUACCUUUUUGCUGGAUAGUGUAUGGAUAUUAUUGGGAGAAGUUACAUGUUAAUCACUUCUGGGGUUAGAGGGUUAAAUAUUUUUCUUUAUUAAUAGAAUGAUGACUUCACAAACAAUAUUUGAAGUUUUCAUUACAAGGGCUGAAGACUUGACAUUUACUGGUAGUGUAAACUUUUUGAGUGAUGCAUUUUUAAGUUAAAACAGUUGAGAGCUUUACACUUUUCAAGUGUUAAUUUCCUUCAAGUUGUAUGUAGUUUUUGUCCAUAUAAAAUCAAUCCAGGGUGCUUUGUACUUUAAAAAUUAAAAGAGACAUGAACUGA